AUGACUUCGGUGGGUACACACGAACCUCUGCGUCAGCUUGAAGCUGAGCUAGAUGUGCAUCCUGCCAUCAUAUCGGCUUUAAUCCGCCGGACAAGGGCAUUGACCGCGCGACUCAUCGAUCGCGACAUCGACGAAGCGAGGAUCACAGGGGCCGAAGGGCUGAUCGACCCCAACGUCGUUUCGGCUUUUCACGAGCUUGGUGGCGAUUUCGGUGAUGCAGUACCGUACGCACUGAUGGAAGCCCGAAAGACGUUCGAGCGCGAUGCUGAGAAACAGCCGCUGGACCAUGGCCUUAACAGGAAGAGGAUGAUUGCAUGCGAAACACUCGUCCAACGUCUCGUCGCCCACAUCGAGAGAAAUUCGUACGAAAAGCUCCCCACAAGCACGGGCAGCUACCACAUGUGCUUGACCAAGAAGUUUCGACGCUACGAGAGCGACGGCGAUAUCUCGCUGCCAACAUCAGCUCUGGAAGCUGCCAUCGAUCAAAAUUGCGUGCCAAUUCUGGCAUCGAUCGAAGCGAGGAGAGCCACGCAGGCCAUCUGGGACGGAUCACUUGUGCAGCAGUACUCGCAGCAGGGCUACACUUACUUCGUGCCCUACGACCGAAAGGACGACGGCGCCUUCCUGUCGCACUUCCAUCCUUCGCGAUUGGGUGUACCCAAAUACUCGUACAUCACCAACAUUAUCCUUUGGAUUUUCUUUUUGGCCAUUUUCACUGUACAAACGAGGACGCUCAAGUCCUUCGAUCUCUUCGAAGGUAUUUUGUGGGUGAUGGCUGCUGGCUAUCUGGUCGAGGAUGCCGCGCGUUGGGUCAAGAUGGGCGGAUUGGGCGCAAUCGAGUUUUGGACCGUGAUCGAUAUCUUCACCGAUGGACUGCUCUUGGUGUCGUUUUGCUUCCGCGUGGCUAGCUUUGUUGCCCACGGAAAAAAGGCGGACUCGUACGAGCUGCGGGCGUUCCAGUUCUUGGCGUGCGUUGCACCGCUCAUCUGGGUGCAGCUGCUCAAAGUGUUUGAUGGAUUUGUCUACUUCGGUACGCUGACGGUCAUCAUUCUGCGCAUGUUCAAAGAGAGUGCCAUCUUCUUCACGCUGCUGGCGUUAGUCAUGGUGGGCUUCGGCCACGCUUUUCUGGCGCUUGAUGCUGCCGACGAGUCUCGAGUGGAUAAUGUGUUGGUCAAGAUCGUCGACCUGCUGACCCAGUCGGUGUUGGGUGGGGCCGAUUUUGACCUGACUAGCGAGGAUGCGUUUGGUUAUCCAUACGGUCACAUCCUCUACUACGCAUACUGUUUUGUCACAGCGGUUAUUCUACUCAACAUUCUCAUCGCUUUCUUUGGCACGGCCUACAGCGAUGUAGUUGACUCAGCCGAUGAGGUAUACGCAGCCUUUUUCUGCCAGAAGGUGAUUGCGAUGGUGCGGGCGCCCGACCAAUUCGUCUACCUGCCUCCGUUCAACUUACUGGAAGCGUUUGUGAUCGCACCGCUGGAAUGGGUGACAUCGCACGAGACGUACGCCAGGAUCAAUCACACAGUACAGUCGGUACUGUUCGCGGUGCCACUGAUGUGGAUUGCAUUCUACGAGAGCCGAAUGGCACGGAAUGGAGGUUCGAUCCGACUACCGAUGCUGGAGACAGAGAUAAGCGAUCGGACGCACUCGCCGCUGAGUGGCACCGAUGAGGAUCCAAUCGUACCUGAGAUGGAGGGCAGCGGUGGACUGCAAAUUUCACGAACCAAGUUCGAGGACCUUGUCGGCAAGUUGCAGCGCUGA
Mycosarcoma maydis (corn smut) is the source of this 1761-nucleotide messenger RNA. RefSeq lists its product as uncharacterized. The transcript has a single exon. NCBI's taxonomy places the organism in Eukaryota, Fungi, Basidiomycota, Ustilaginomycetes, Ustilaginales. Bases 1 to 1761 code for a protein of 586 amino acids. The record is from RefSeq and is a predicted model, not a curated record.